ACAAAAAUUGACACUGACGUGAUUUUGACCUUUGGAUAUUGAUAAAUGGCUACACACACACCAAAAAAACUGAAUCUUAUUCAUCUGGUUUAGUUGGAGGAAAGUAACUAUUAAUAUAAGACAAAAGUUCUCAAACACUUUCAGGUUUUGAAGGUAUAGCUCUUAGGGAGGUUGGAGACCCCUAGUGCAUGAUCUGUAUACAGAUAUGGAGAGAAGAGGGUGAACAACACCAAUUUUCAAUGAUUAAAUAAUAAUAAUAAUAACCUGUAGUUAUAGUUAAACUGUAUUGAUUUCCUCUGAAGUCUACACUGGACUGAGUGUUAAACCUGUAUUCGCGGCUCUGCGCUUCUGUUUGCAGUGGUGUUUUCGUUCUUCGGUGUCUGAGUGUCAUGGUUUUUCGCCAGUCCUCCAAAUUUUGCAACAUUUUCAUAUUUGGCUCUCGGGACACUGGAGAAUACUGUACCUCGGGCCUUCCCCUCUCUGAGCCUUUUUGAAAUGGACACCUCCUACUUUUUGUACCUCGCAGACGGCCUGUUCGCCGGAGACAGUGAACCCAUUGCUGAGUGAUAUAAUAUACUUAGAUUUGAUUGCCAGAGUUCACACAGGCAGCCCACAGACAACAUUCAAUCCAUAUUGUACAGUCCGGUCUAAACCCAAAGGAAUACUGGAUUCUGGCUGGUGUAUAUAUUCUCUUAUCAUACAUCGUCUGGGACUCACUGAGUGCUGGACACUACAACACAAAGCAUUUCAUCAUUGAGAACCAGCACUUCUAGUUUGCAAAAUGGAGGCAUUACACGACUGAUCCUCAUUGCCCCAUGCGGAAAUUGUUUUUGGUUUUUUUCUGACUGGAGAAUGCGUAGACACAACGAGCUGCAAGCGCGGACUGUGCUAAAGGGAGCUUUUAGUGAUGACCUCGUGAAGGUACAUGUUGUUCGCUGCAAUGUGCAACCCACCCGUUUACUGCUGCCGUGCGAGGAGAACUCGAGCUUUGUUCAGCAUAAUAACGGGAAACUCUGGGUGAAAAAGAAACCUGGCUCUGUCCAAAAGGCAAAUAAUAUUUAUCUAAAAUUAGCUGGGAGGCAGAUCAUUUAUGAAUCUUUGUACAGAACCACACUCUUCUCAUCUAACUUUCCAAAAGAAAGAAAGCUUUGAACGAAAAUUCGUUCUGAUGUGCAGUGGUCUUCUGGUGUAUGUGGAAUGACAAUGAAGUCUGUCUAUCUAUCCAUCCAUCCAUCCAUCCAUCCAUCCAUCCAUCUAUCUAUCUAUUCUAUCUAUCUAUCUAUCUAUCUAUCCAUCUAGCCAUCUAUCUAUCUAACUCGUAGUACCCUGAACAGCACAGGCUCAUGAGUCAAUUGGUUUCCAGCAAUCUCUCCUGCGUGUUAGUCAAGGUGUUCACUAUCACCAGCUGCAGCAAGUGACUGUAGCUGAAGAAUGAGUCUAUGUUUGCCUUUGUCCAAUAUCCCUCCCUCCCCUUCAGCCCGUGCCAAGAAGGCAGCAGUAAUAAGUGCUACAUUCAGGAGCCAUUGCUCAGUUCUGCGAGUCCACGCCAUCGGUAUUUCAGCACUCAGCGGAGCGUUCUUUUCUUUGUGGGGGUCCAGCCCGGUAUCUAAGACAACACCAUGAACUGGUCCUUCCUCGAGGGCCUCGUGAGCGGAGUGAACAAGUACUCGACUGCGUUCGGUCGCAUCUGGCUUGCAAUCGUCUUCAUUUUCAGGCUUCUGGUCUUCCUGGUGGCUUGCGAGAAGGUGUGGGGCGAUGAGCAGAAGGACUUUGACUGCAACACCCGGCAGCCCGGUUGCCAAAAUGUCUGUUACGACCACUACUUCCCAAUCGGCUACACGCGCCUCUGGGCUCUCCAGCUGAUCUUUGUGACCUGCCCGUCCCUUCUCGUGACCCUCCACGUGGCCUACAGAGAAGAUCGCGAGCGCAAACACCGGCUGAAGCACGGGGACGACUGCGUCCCUCUGUACAAUAACACGGGCAAGAAACGAGGGGGUCUCUGGUGGACCUACUUCCUCAGCCUGCUGUUCAAGAUAAUAGUGGAUUCUGUCUUUGUCUUCCUGCUGUUCUACAUCUACGAGGCCACCUUCUUCCCUCCAGUGGUCAAAUGCAAUGACGAACCGUGUCCGAAUGUGGUGGACUGCUACAUCGCCAGGCCCACAGAGAAGAAGAUCUUCACCGUCUUCAUGGUGGUGACCAGCUUUGUGUGCAUCUUACUCACUCUCUGCGAGGUCUUCUAUCUGUGCGGGAAGAGGUUCUGGGAGUGUUCCGGAGGAGGACCGCGCUCCGGCAGAGAAAACUCCUUCGUGAUGACCAGAACCCCUCUGACUGGGAGGGAGAACUCGGCGUACAAAGACCCUUCCCUGGAGAAGGCGAAGAUGGUCGACAAGGGCAACGGAGAAGUGGGCAAAGAGAGCCCGGCCCCGGCGUACAGCAUAGCUGUCGCCUGAGAGACAUCGGCAUCACGAGUUUGACCCAAGAAAACAGAGUAGAAACCCAAAGUAAAACCUUAUGUACUGUAACUGUUCUACUGUCAAUUAAGAUUAAAGGCAAAAAAACAUUGUUGUUUACAGAGGUCAUAUCAUUUUUCAAAGAUAUGUAAUGUUGUUGUGAUAUAAUAUGUAAUGAGCUGAACAUUUAUGUGGUAGUUUUUGUAAUCUUGUGAUCUGAAAUGACUCCUAUAUACAGCAGAGGGGAUCUAUUUUGUUCUGUUUAUAUGAUUAUAUCUUAUCUUAUUAUCUGUUUCUACUACCGCCACAUAUAAAAUUGCUGGACUUGCAGUGUGUACGUUAACAUGAACAGGAAGUGAGGAAAUAUGUGAGUUGUGAGCAUACGCAAUGUCACGAACUCACCCCAGACAUAAAGACAGAUGCCCAUUCUAUUUUCAAAAAUAAACAAGCAUUCUGUAA
Molecule: messenger RNA, 2909 nt
Organism: Scophthalmus maximus (turbot)
Lineage: Eukaryota; Metazoa; Chordata; Actinopteri; Pleuronectiformes; Scophthalmidae
Product: gap junction beta-4 protein
Exons: 2
Coding region: 1620-2450 (276 amino acids)
Biological process (GO): cell communication
Cellular component (GO): connexin complex
Source: RefSeq, a predicted model, not a curated record